This is a messenger RNA of Momordica charantia (bitter melon), 3498 nucleotides long. RefSeq names its product Rho GTPase activation protein (RhoGAP) with PH domain-containing protein. The record is from RefSeq and is a predicted model, not a curated record. Gene Ontology annotation, biological process: DNA integration; signal transduction. Lineage: Eukaryota; Viridiplantae; Streptophyta; Magnoliopsida; Cucurbitales; Cucurbitaceae. Gene Ontology annotation, molecular function: nucleic acid binding.
CACGGCCAGAAUUAGGUGAAAAGCAAAGUAACUCUGUCUCUCUCUCUCUCUCUCUCUUACCUAUUGCCAUAUUACUCCCACAACCACUAUUGUUCUAUCUACCUAAUCCAAUACUGAAUCGAAACCAAAAAUUUUUGGUUGCGAGCAAACAAAAUUGGAGGAUUGCUGUCGAUUGGUGUCUGUUCGUCAUCUAUCCAAUCGGAAGAGAGAGGGAGAACAAUGGAGGGAAAUUUUGAGAUGAAAUGAACCGGUGGUGAUUGGUUUUGGGUUGUCCAAUCUCAGCCCUAGGAAUCGGUAAUUCCUUUACUCUUGCUGCUAGAUCUCACUGAUUCAUUGCUGGAGCAGCUAUCUGAUCUGGCAUUGUCGUCAUCUCUGCGGUAAUCGAUGCUGCCGAGCCGAGGGAGUUGGUGGGAGGGGUGAGGGAUGGUAUCGGAGUGUUUGUUGGUUGAAUGUUGAGCCGUUUGAGUGAUUAUAGUAGUUGCAUUGGCUGUCCUCUCGAUGGCGUAGCUUCAGUGCGAAUCGGCGAGAAUGUCUGCUCCGUUGGCGGCGUUUGAGCGUCCCAGAGCUGGGGCUUCGAAUACGGUUUUCAAGAGUGGCCCACUUUUUAUAUCAUCUAAAGGAUUAGGCUGGAAAUCUUGGAAGAAGCGCUGGUUCAUACUUACACGCACUUCCCUAGUUUUCUUUAAAAAUGAUCCUACUGCACUUCCUCAAAGAGGGGGUGAAGUGAAUCUAACUUUGGGGGGCAUAGACUUGAAUAAUUCAGGGAGUGUUGUUGUUAGAGAGGAUAAGAAACUCUUGACUGUAUUGUUUCCUGAUGGUCGUGAUGGACGAGCUUUCACUCUCAAGGCUGAGACGUCGGAUGAUUUGUUUGAAUGGAGAACGGCACUUGAACAAGCCCUUGCACAAGCACCAAGUGCUGCUCUUGUCAUGGGACAUAAUGGGAUUUUUCGCAAUGACACAAAUGACAAAAUUGACAGUUCUUUCCAUCCAUGGAGAGAUAAGCGUCCUGUUAAAUCUUUGGUGGUGGGUAGACCUAUUUUACUUGCACUGGAAGAUAUUGACGGAGGUCCAUCCUUCCUUGAGAAAGCACUUCGGUUUCUUGAAACAUUUGGAACCAAGGUAGAAGGUAUUUUACGGCAGUCUGCAGAUGUUGAAGAGGUAGACCGCAGAGUUCAGGAAUAUGAACAAGGUAAGACAGAAUUUGGUUCUGACGAGGAUGCUCAUGUCAUUGGUGAUUGUAUUAAGCACAUUCUAAGAGAGCUUCCAUCAUCACCUGUUCCAGCUUCAUGCUGCACUGCAUUGCUCGAGGCUUAUAAAAUUGAUCGAAAAGAAGCGCGGAUUAAUGCCAUGCGAUCAUCUAUAUUGGAGACCUUUCCUGAACCAAACCGGCGUUUGUUACAGAGAGUUUUAAAGAUGAUGCAUACUAUCUCUUCUCAUGCUCACGAGAAUCGGAUGACUCCAUCUGCUGUUGCUGCGUGCAUGGCACCUUUGCUUUUACGGCCUCUAUUAGCUGGCGAAUGUGAGUUGGAAGAUGAGUUUGAUGUAAAUGGUGAUAACUCUGCCCAGCUGCUGGCUGCUGCCAAUGCAGCUAAUAACGCUCAAGCGAUUGUUACAACUCUUUUGGAGGAGUUUGAGAAUAUUUUUGAUGAUGAAAACCUACACAGAUGCUCAAUUUCAGCAGAUUCUCAGAUUGAAAAUAGUGGAAGUGAUGAUUCCACUGAUGAUGAAAAUCUUGAUGUGAAAGGCAACGGCUAUCACGAUGCAGAAAAUGAGGUUGGUCCAGACACAGAUGAGGACCCUGAGCGUGUACUCAGUGGAAAGUUGAGUGAAAGUAGUGGCUAUGCAGGGAGUGAUCUUUAUGACUAUAAGCCAUUUGGAGGUGAUGACUCAGAUGUUGGAUCCCCAAGAGAAAAUCAUGAUUUAGCUGAGAUUUCAAACUCAUGUCCCGAUCAUCAUAAGAACUCUGAUUCCAAUGUUCAACCGCUUGGGGAACAAGGCAAACAAAAGAAAGGAAACACGAAUGCCUUGACUGAGAUGGAAACUUCAAAUAUCUCACCUGCUGGCGAAUGUUACCGAUCAAUGGGAGAGAUCUUAAAUUCGAUGGAUCCAGGGAACGAGUCAAGUUCUGGGAAGCCAGUUGGUAAAGUUUCAAGUUCAAAUAUUAAUGUUAAGCGAACAACUUUUUGGGGAAGGAGCAAUGCUAGAAAGACACCCUCAAUUGAGUCAGUAGAUUCUUCUGGAGAAGAAGAACUUGCUAUUCAGAGGCUUGAGAUGACCAAAAAUGACUUGCAACAGAGAAUUGCCAAGGAGGCUAGAGGAAAUGCAAUUUUACAAGCCAGCUUGGAAAGAAGGAAACAAGCUUUGCAUGAGCGGCGGUUGGCACUUGAACAAGAUGUUUCUAGAUUACAAGAGCAAUUGCAAGCAGAAAGAGAUCUUAGGGCUGCUUUGGAAGUUGGCCUAAGCAUGUCUUCUGGACAAUUUAAUAGUUCGCGUGGCAUGGAUUCAAAGACAAGGGCUGAGCUUGAGGAGAUUGCUCUUGCUGAAGCAGAUGUGGCUCGGUUGAAGCAGAAAGUUGCUGAACUCCACCACCAGUUGAAUCAGCAACGGCAGCAUAACUAUGGUUCUCUAUCUGAUGCAUGUGACCGAUAUCAGCACGUUCAGAAUCAUAGUCCUCAACUGAGAUUUCUUCAGCAAGAUUUUGAUUCAACCCUUGCUUUUGUUAAUCAUGAAAGGAAACAAAGGAGCGAGGAGGGUUUGAUGGGAGGUGACUGGCGAAAUAUCAAAGGACAAGUGUUAGGAUCUGCAAAUAGCAGCAAGCAGACGCCACGGAAGCUAUUUAUGGAUUCAUUAAGCCCGAGCGACUCCAAAAGUACCGAGGUUUCGACUAGCAUGUCCAUGGAUGACCUUGCGGUUGAUUCUGGUUCUUUGCCUUCUACUUCAAAAGCAGGAGAGGUUUUGGAUUACACGAGACACACGGCAGUGCCUUCCUCGACAUUGGUAGAGUUAACAACACGACUCGAUUUCUUCAAGGAGAGACGUUCUCAGUUGAUGGAGCAGCUCCAUAAUCUUGAUUUAAAUUAUGGUGCAUCAUCCUCACAAGACUUUAUCUAUAAACAACCGCCGUCUCCGCCAUGGAAAUAACAACCCGAGCAGGCAAGUCUACAUCCAUAAUUAGUUCCAAUCAUCUAUUUGUUGUAUAUCCUCUUCCUACACCUAUAAUGUUAGCCAGUUCAUUGUGUGCCUUUCUAAUAUUUAAGUUUGGUCUUUCAUGGGGAUGUCAUCUUCAAUUUCCUUUCUUCUUUUUCCCUCUCCAUUGAGGGACUUUGGUGGGUUUUGUAUCUUCUAGUUCACUUAUUUUGCUUUGCUCUCGUAUUUUUAUCGAGGAUUAGACUAAGCGAAAGUCGCUCGUGUUGUAACAAUAUUAGUUUGCUGAGGCCUUGUCAUUGAACAUAUAUAUGAUAUAUAUUUAGUUUCAGAGAUUGGAAAUUUUAUCCCAAA